Molecule: messenger RNA, 3151 nt
Organism: Chinchilla lanigera (long-tailed chinchilla)
Lineage: Eukaryota; Metazoa; Chordata; Mammalia; Rodentia; Chinchillidae
Gene: Mkks
Product: McKusick-Kaufman syndrome
Exons: 7
Coding region: 1075-2799 (574 amino acids)
Biological process (GO): cilium assembly; protein folding; chaperone-mediated protein complex assembly
Cellular component (GO): cytoplasm; nucleus; kinociliary basal body
Molecular function (GO): ATP binding
Source: RefSeq, a predicted model, not a curated record
CGGUGUCCUCUGGGGUGGUGGGGCGCGCGGGGAGCCGGGCUGCUGGCGGGGUGGCUGCGCCUUGCCCGGAGCUGCCCGGCGCAGCUGGACUCCGGGCUCGGGCCAGCUGGACGGGACAGCAGGCGCAGGACUCGGGGCCUGAGACAGUACCAAGGAGAUCAGUUGUGUCCUAGGCGGCCCAGACCAGGGCGUGCUCAUCUUCCAGCUUUGGACCGUGCCCAGCUCCUGUCACUCAGUAACUUUGUUUUACCACAAUCAGAAAAAUAGCGUGUGCUUGCGACACCGUGCCGUGCACCCACCAAGGCAGGCGUGGCCCCUGGCGUCCUGCAGCCGAUAUUCUAGUGAAGGGGAAGAAAAGAUCCAUUCCAGACCUGGCUGAGCAUCGGUGGCCUGCUACUGGAUGUAGGUCAAGCUGACCCUGAGUGGUGGUGUUGGGACAGAGGUCCCCUGAUGCCAAAAGACUAUGAGCUUUCAGAACUUCUGGAGAGACUACAAAGUUCUGCUGGUGAUGGUGCCCUUAAUAGGGCUCAUCCAUGUAGGGUGGCACAGAAUCAAAAGCAGCCCUGUUUUCCGAGUACCUACUAAGGACGACAUUCCUGAGCCACACAGUCUAGGACUUGCAAGUCCACCGAAGAGCCAAAUCCAGGGAAAAUAGAAGGCUCGCAAUCUUGAGAUAGAAGCAGCUUUGAAACUGAGCUUGAUAUUAAAAGAAGAAAUGAAAACCAGUUGGAUUCGAAAGAACUGGCUUCUUGUAGCUGGGGUGUCUUUCAUAGGUGUUCAUCUGGGAACAUACAUCAUACAGAGGGUUGCAAAACAGUCUGUGAGAUCUCAGGCGGGAGACAAACAAAAGAGUAUUGAAGAAUGAAGUAAAAUAAAUACUUGGAAUUACUAACAUGGUAUUAAAUUAUUAUGUGCUGAUUAUCAGAAACACUGAACUGUAUCAUUUUAUAGCCACAACACUAAAUUCAGGCCUUCACUCCUGAAGAAUAUUUUUUGCAAUGUUAAAACACAUGGCAGUAAAUAGACAGUACAGUUAACAAAAUAAAAGCUGGCUUCACAAGUCACACCCAAUGUAUGAUGUCUUGUUUAGAAGCCCACAAACCAUCACUGUGUCACAGUGAACCACUCACAACUGAGAAAGUCAGGGCCAAACUUACUGUCUUAAAAGGCGUCCUAACAUCCUGCUAUGGCCCUUUUGGGCGGCUGAAGCAGCUGCACAACGGCAUGGGGGGCUCUGUGUGCACAACCUCCCAGUCCACGGUGCUGCUCAGGAACCUCUCGGUCACCCACCCCAUAUUAAAGAUCCUGACAACGGCUGUUCAAAACCAUGUAUCCUGCUUCAGUGACUGUGGCUUGUUCACAGCCAUUCUUUGCUGCAACCUAAUUGAAAAUGUGCAGAAAACAGAGUUGACAGCCGCUACCACCAUUAAACUUAAUAAACAUCUUUUGAAUUUCUGCAUCAGUUAUCUCAGGUCUGAGAUCUGUGGUUGCCGAAUCCCAGUGGACUUCACUAGUACCCAGAUCCUCCUUUGUCUGGUGCGCAGUAUUUUAACAAGUAAACCUGCCUGUAUGCUCACCAGGAAGGAAGUAGAUCAUAUCAGUGCUUUGAUUCUUAGGGCUUUUUUACAUACAAUUCCAGAAAACACAGGAGAGCCUAUCAUUUUAGGAAAGUGCAUAAUUGUACCCUUAAAGGGUCAAAGGGUUACAGAUUCUACUGUGUUACCCGGAGUACUCAUUGAAAUGUCAGUUCAAUUAAUGAGGAUGUUACCUGCCCGAAAAUCAAGUGCCCUCAAGGUGGCGCUCUUUGCUACAUCUUUAUCAGGAGACUUUUCUGACCCUGGAGAAGGAAGUGUGGUGGUCAGUUAUGGGGUGUCUCUUGAAAAUGCAGUCCUGGACCAGUUGAUUAACAUAGGAAGGCAACUAGUUAGUGACCGUGUGGAUCUCGUCCUAUGCCAAAAAGUUAUACACCCAUCGUUGAAACAGUUCCUUAGUAAUCACCACAUUCUUGCCAUAGACAGAGUGGGAGUGACGCUGAUGGAGCCCCUCAGCAAAGUGACAGGAGCGCAACCCAUUGGGUCCCUAGGCCCAGUAUCUCCUAGUAGUUAUGGAAACGCAAAAAAUUGGUGCUCUGCUAAAUUUGGCUGCAAACAUUUUUUUCAUCUUAUUCCUAAUGAAGCUACUGUCUGCAGCUUGCUUCUCUGCAACAGAAAUGACACUGCCUGGGAUGAGCUGAAGCUCACAUGUCAAACGGCACUGCAUGUUUUGCAGUUAACAAUCAAGGAUCCAUGGGUUUUGCUGGGAGGUGGCUGCACUGAAACUCAUUUGGCUGCAUAUAUCAGACACAUGACUCAUAAGGAGCCAGGAAGUAUUCUCCAAGAUGAUGGAUGUACUCAAGCAGAGCUUCAGCUAAUUGCUGAAGCUUUUUGCAGUGCUCUAGAGUCUCUCGCUGGCUCUUUGGAACACGAUGGAGGUGAAAUUCUGACUGACAUGAAGCAUGGACACUUUUGGUCCGUUCAAGCGGGUCCUCCCUCUGCUGUUAACUGGCCAGAUUUGCUUUCUCGCUGUGGCUGUGGAGUAUACAGUAGCCAGGAGGAACUCACCUGGUCUUUUCUCAGAAGCACACAUCAUCCUUUUGUGCCCCACACCCGUCUUCCACAGGAAGCUCUGGAAAUCACUCAACAAUCAGCCCAUAGCCUAACCGUGGACUGUUUAACUGCUAAGCUCAGUGGCCUGAAGGUGGCUGUAGAGACAGCCAAUUUGAUAUUAGAUCUUGCCUAUGUCAUUGAAGAUAAAAACUGAUAUAAAAGAAUAGCAUGUUUAUAUUAUGAAUAGACUAAUCAGGCUCAAUUAAGAAAAACAGUGUAUAUUCUUCUCCCAAGGCCUGUCCUGCAGAUACAGACAAUUCAUAAAAUUAUAGACAACUUAUUUAAAUGAAGAUUUAAGUUUUAAAUAGAAAUAUCAUAGAAUAAUAAAAUCUGCAACAUUGUUGCUUAAGAUAUUGUCAUUAUCUUAAGGAUUCCAUGAUACUGCUUUACGUUGUUCUCAAUUUUGUUACUAUUUUAACAUCAUUCUAAGAAGAUACAGAAAUUUUAAGAAUUUCCUAAUCCAUGCUCCACUUUGGAUAUACUUAUUAUAGACAUUUUCUAGUUAA